This is a messenger RNA of Pecten maximus, 579 nucleotides long. RefSeq lists its product as uncharacterized. The record is from RefSeq and is a predicted model, not a curated record. The transcript has 3 exons. NCBI's taxonomy places the organism in Eukaryota, Metazoa, Mollusca, Bivalvia, Pectinida, Pectinidae. Bases 1 to 579 code for a protein of 192 amino acids.
AUGAUUGGCAAACACGUAGCUGAAGUUCAGAGAAUUAUUCCUCGCGUACGAAAAUGCUUGAUGGAAACACUUGUGCCGAUACACCUUAGAUUUGGCCAUUUGGCCCACAACGACUUUGUUGAAAAACACACGACGCCAAUUGCCAAGGAGCUGUUUACGACAGGAAAAGAAGCCGUCCUUGUACUUGAUGGGACAUACCUAUACAUACAAAAGAGUAUGGACUACAAAUUCCAGAGGAUGUCCUACUCACUACAUAAGAACAGGCCAUUGGUAAAGCCUAUGAUGGUGGUAGGAACAGAUGGAUACAUCCUGAGUGUACUGGGUCCAUACCUGGCUGACUACGGCAACAACGACGCCAGCAUCACCAAGCAUGUACUGAACCACAACCCUGAAGAGAUUCGGACAUGGUUGAAGAGAGAUGACGUCUUCAUUGUUGACCGUGGGUUCAGAGACGCUGUGGAAUACUUGGAAAAGAUCGGAUUGAAGGUAGAAAUGCCCGCUUAUCUAGCCAAAGGGAAAAAACAACACACUACGGAAGAGUCCAACUUGUCCCGGUUGGUGACAAAGGUAAGUUGUUGA